CCGGGCUCCCGACGCCCCGCCCCAGCCGCGGAGCCAAUGGGUGCGCGGACAGCCAGGCGGGCGGGGCGGGCGCGGCAGCGGCGGCGCGGAGACGGGCGCGGGCGGAGGGUGCGGGCAGACCGGGCGGACCGACCAUGGCUUCCAAGUGCCCAAAGUGCGACAAGACCGUGUACUUCGCUGAGAAGGUGAGCUCCCUGGGCAAGGACUGGCACAAGUUCUGCCUCAAGUGCGAGCGCUGCGGGAAGACGCUGACCCCCGGGGGCCACGCCGAGCACGACGGGAAGCCGUUCUGCCACAAGCCCUGCUAUGCCACGCUGUUCGGACCCAAAGGUGUGAAUAUUGGAGGUGCCGGCUCGUACAUCUAUGAGAAGCCCUCUGCCGAGGGCCCUCAGGUCACUGGCCCCAUCGAGGUUCCCGUGGCCAGAGCUGAGGAGCGUAAGGCGAGCGGCCCCCCCAAGGGGCCCAGCAAAGCCUCCAGCGUCACCACGUUCACCGGGGAACCCAACGUGUGUCCUCGCUGCAACAAGAGGGUCUACUUUGCUGAGAAGGUGACGUCUCUGGGCAAGGACUGGCACCGGCCGUGCCUGCGCUGCGAGCGCUGUGGGAAGACGCUGACUCCGGGCGGGCACGCGGAGCACGAUGGCCAGCCCUACUGCCACAAGCCGUGCUACGGAAUACUCUUUGGACCCAAGGGAGUCAACACUGGAGCCGUGGGCAGCUACAUCUAUGACAGGGACCCCGAGGGCAAAGUUCAGCCCUAGGUCCGCAGCCCCCUCCUCGGGGAAGGCGCCCAUCUGCUUCCUGCUGGCCCUGCCCCGGGGCUCACCGCUUGGCGCUGCAGGGGAGUGACAGCUGCCCAGUGCCACCUCAGCACAUCCUGCCUGCAAGUCCAGGGCCUGGUGCUGGGGGGGAGGAAGCCACCCUGGGCCAUUGAGAUGCGGUCCACCCGCCCCCCUCUGUUUUUCUGGCUGUGUCUGCCUUUGUGUCCCACCCUUUGUAUCCUUGUGGUUCCGUGUCUCUGUGGUCCCAUGUGUCUUUAUGUGUCCCCAUGUCUGUGUCUUGUAGCCCCUGUGUCCCCUGUGGCCCUGUGUGGGUCUCUGAGGUGGCCAUCCCACUCUCCCCCUCCUGCUGCCUGCCCCAUAGUGUUAUUUAUGCCCCCCUGCACCGGUGAUGGCCAUGGCCACACCUCUCAUGGUGUUCCAAGGGCAGAGGGCACCCCUGCCAGGUGCCCUCUGCCAUCUCCCACACUGCCUCGCAGGUGCUCACUCGCCACCCUCACGUGGUUCACACCCAAAUGCUGAGACUUUUGCUGCCAAUAAAAGGUUUGAAGACUGCA
Molecule: messenger RNA, 1336 nt
Organism: Equus quagga
Lineage: Eukaryota; Metazoa; Chordata; Mammalia; Perissodactyla; Equidae
Gene: CRIP2
Product: cysteine rich protein 2
Exons: 8
Coding region: 135-761 (208 amino acids)
Source: RefSeq, a predicted model, not a curated record